AUGAAUGCUGGAAGCAGGAGAAGCCAUUGCAUCUACAUGUUUACUAUUCAGAAAGAAGCAACAAAUGAGAAAAGGUUUCAUAUUUCCUUGAAGAAUUUACAGCAAUGGAAUGAAACCUAUCUACAUUAUCAUAAAGUUGAUACAAAGCAAACAUAUUAUUUAUCCAUGGAGUUUCGUCAAGGGCGAGCAUUGACUAAUGUCAUUGCGAAUUUUGAUAUUCAAGAUGCAUAUUCUAGUGCUUUGAAUAAAAUGCGACAUGAACUUGAAGAAAUCACUGAGCAGGACCAAGAUAUGACACUUGGGAAUGGUGGUUUAGGUAGACUUGCAUCUUGCUUUUUGGACUCCAUGGCAACUUUAAACCUACCAACAUGGGGGUAUGGUUUAAGGUACAGGUAUGGCCUCAUCAAACAGUGCAUUUCUAAAGCAAGGCAAGAAGAAAUAGCAGAAGAUUGGCUCGAGUUUAGUCCUUUGGAAGUUGUCAGGCAUGAUGUUGUGUUUCCUAUCAGAUUCUAUGGUCGUGUUGAAGUCCUCCCUACAGGAUAUCUGCUGCUGAGCUACAUGCUAGAGCUCAACAGGACAUUAUUUCAAGAUUCAAGGAAAGAAAAGAAGGAAGAAAACGGGAGUGGUCAUAGUUUCCUACAAAGGUUGCAGUGCAACUGA
This is a messenger RNA of Lactuca virosa, 660 nucleotides long. The record is from the annotation of a GenBank genome assembly. NCBI's taxonomy places the organism in Eukaryota, Viridiplantae, Streptophyta, Magnoliopsida, Asterales, Asteraceae.